Messenger RNA from Candida albicans SC5314, 1335 nucleotides. RefSeq lists its product as uncharacterized. The record is from RefSeq and is a predicted model, not a curated record. Bases 1 to 1335 code for a protein of 444 amino acids. The transcript has a single exon. Lineage: Eukaryota; Fungi; Ascomycota; Pichiomycetes; Serinales; Debaryomycetaceae.
AUGAAUAAUAAAGAGAAUAUACCCACAACACCAAAGAGCAAAGAAAGCAGAAUUAUUUCCGCUGUUUCGCCGAUUAACAACCAAACGUUGAAACCAAUCUCACCUAACAAAGAGAAGAAUCAAAUUGGCAAAUUAAAUUUUUUGGAAACAGACAAUUUAGAUGAGCAUUUUGAACUUGUUCAUACCACUCAAGAAGAAAUCCGACAACGAUUGCACAAUAUUGAAUUGACAUCAAAGCAGACUAGUGUUGAUUUAGGACAAUUAUUUGAUAGACUGAAAAAUAACAAUGAAAAUUUGAAUAAACUAUUACGGAAUGUGGUGUCUUAUUCUGAAAAAGUAAUGACAGAAGGAAAUGCAACCAAAGCAGACAUGGAGAAAAUUUUGACUCGGUUGGAUAAGCUUAGCGAGGCAAGAAGCAAAUCUGAAAGUCUGAAAGUGGGAAUUUCUGAUAGUUCUAUUGAAGAAAUUUGUGAAGCAAUAGGACAGGUAUUCAGUGCCAAUCAGAAGAACCACGGGGAUGCUGACAAAUUGACUAUACUCAAAGAAGAAGUAUCUAGAAUAAAGGAUAUCAUCAGCAAACAUAAUGAAGUUGUUAGUUCUCAAUUAAAGUCGCAUGAUACGAAACAAAGCGAAUUGGCAAAUCAUUUAGAUUCAUACUUGCAAGAAUCAAAAGGAAACAUUGAAAUCUUACAUAAAAUACUUUCAUUUAUUGAAACAAGGGGAUCUGAUUUGCAACAGUUCAAAGAAAUUAAUUCACAACUACAAAAUCUAGAGACAGUCAGUAAUGCAUUACAAGACAAAUUGCCUGCUUCAGAUUUGGUUAAUCAAAUAACAAGCCCAAUAGUAGCAGAAAUUAAGGCGAUGUCUCUAGACUCUAAGUAUUUGACUUCAUUUGAAGGUAUUUCGGCGGCUAUUGAUAAAUUAAGAGAGACAAUUGAGGAAGGACCUAAGUCAGAAGUUAUACUCGAAAAGUUAGAGAAGCUUGCGGGAGAAAAGAACACCAGCAAUACUCUACUAGAGAAAGAGCAGGAAAUGGAAAACAAGAUUCGGAAAAUGGAAGACAAGUAUGCUUUGCUUAGUACAAGAUAUGAGGAAAAGCUUCAACAGUAUAAAGAUUUACUGAUCAAGUAUCAACAGUUACAAGCACAAAUUGAGGACACUCAAAUGCCCCAAAAUAAUCGAGAAUCAAAAAUGGAAAAAUUGAGAAAUUUUCAUAAACUUAAAAUUGGGGAAAUUGAGCAAAGUGAAUUCAUCAACGAAAGGAAACGUAUCGCUAGUACUCCAGUUGUGCAAACUAGAAAUAUUCAAUUUACCAACAAUUCAGAUGAAGACUGA